AUGAUCAGGACCGCCGCCUCACGCACCCGCUUUGCGCCCUUGCAGCUCAGUCGCACCCCGCUCAGAGUCAGUGCACGCAACCACUCGACCUCGUCUUCGCACUCGGCGUCAUCCUCGAAGACGUCAGCGGGCAAGUCCGAGGCGACCGAGAACGAGACGGCGUCAUCGCGAGGAAACCCAGCACCGACUACAACUUCUGCGACCAACUCCUCCGGCAUCCAAACCGCCUCUACCUCGACAUCACUAGGCAACGCAGCGACGGUCCUCUCCUCGCAGACGACCCCGAACUCCGCCACCUCAAACUCUCCCUCGGCUCCUACUGCCACUCCCCGCCGACCUCCGACGAUCGCGGAGAAGGAAGCCGAAGCGCUACGUCGACUGGAGGAACGGUUAGGUGGCGCGCAGGAGGCCCAACUGGGUGAACUGGAUGAACAUGGUCGACCGAGGGCGAUGGCCAAGCAUGUCAGUGGUAACCUUUUCAGGUUGAUCUGA
Messenger RNA from Microbotryum saponariae, 492 nucleotides. NCBI's taxonomy places the organism in Eukaryota, Fungi, Basidiomycota, Microbotryomycetes, Microbotryales, Microbotryaceae. The record is from the annotation of a GenBank genome assembly.